Rhipicephalus sanguineus (brown dog tick) is the source of this 2066-nucleotide messenger RNA. RefSeq names its product acyl-CoA synthetase short-chain family member 3, mitochondrial. The coding region runs from base 1 to 2061 and encodes 686 amino acids. The record is from RefSeq and is a predicted model, not a curated record. The transcript is spliced from 16 exons. Lineage: Eukaryota; Metazoa; Arthropoda; Arachnida; Ixodida; Ixodidae.
AUGCUGCUUUUGCGGCGGCUGCUUGCGUCACGCGCCCAUGCGUCCCUUCUCUGGUCGCCGGCGUCGUGGGCGGCCGGCCGCCGCCACUGUCACGGACGCGAGCUGACGCACAAGCAAUGGCGCGGCCCCCGUUCGCGCAUCAUAGGCGCCGAGUACAGGGAGGCCUACCAGUCGGCGAGCGAGGAGCCCGACGCCUUCUGGCCCGACGUGGCUAAGAACCUCGUGUGGGAUCGCAAGUGGAUACGUGUCAUCGACGACUACAACAGGCCGUUCACCAAGUGGUUCCCAGGUGGUGAGAUUAGCGUCUGCUACAACGCCGUCGACCGUCACGUGGAGGCCGGGAAAGGAGACAACGUAGCCAUAAUAUACGACAGCCCCGUGACCAACGUGAUAGCCAAGAUCACCUACAAGGAGCUCAAGGAUCAGGUUUCCCGCCUGGCGGGCGUUUUGAAGAAAUGGGGAAUCCGCAAGGGCGACCGCGUGAUCAUCUACAUGCCCAUGAUCCCGGAGACCAUCUACGCCAUGCUGGCCUGCUCGCGCAUCGGUGCCAUACACUCGCUCGUCUUCGGAGGGUUCGCCGCCAAGGAGCUCGCCGUUCGCAUCAACCAUGCGCAGGCAAACGCCUGCUUGUCGGCCAACUUCGGCAUCGAGCCGAAAAGAACGGUGCCCUACAAGUCGAUCCUGGACGAAGCCAUCAACUUGUCCGCCUACAAGCCGAAGAAGUGUCUCAUCUUCCUACGGCCGGGACAGGACGACAUUUCCAUGACUCCCGGUCGUGACGAAGUGUGGCAAGAGGCCGUGGAUUUGGCGGAACCCGCCGACUGCGUGCCCAUCGAGGCCAUGGAACCUCUGUACAUUCUCUACACCUCCGGAACCACAGGUCUACCCAAGGCCGUGGUCCGUCCAGCGGGCGGCCAUGCGGUCAACUUGCUGUACACGCUGGAGAAAGUGUACGGCGUCAAGGACGACGACGUGUGGUGGGCCGCCUCGGACCUCGGCUGGGUGGUCGGACACUCGUACAUCUGCUACGCGCCCCUCCUCAAGGGAAUCACUACAGUCCUCUACGAGGGCAAGCCCGUGGGCACUCCGGAUGCGAGCAGCUUCUUCCGUGUGGUCAGCGAGCACGGCGUGUGCGGCAUGUUCACCGCGCCCACGGCCAUGAGGGUCAUCCGCAAGGAGGACCCUGAAGGACAGCUGGGAAAGAAGUUUCCUGGAAAAAAGCUGAGACACCUGUUCCUGGCCGGCGAGCGGUGCGACCAGGAGACCCUCCGGUGGGCCGAGCAUGCUUUCGGAGUCCCCACGCUCGACAACUGGUGGCAGACCGAAACUGGUUCUCCUGUGACUGCUACGUGCGUGGGACUGGGCAACACAACGCAAGUUCCAGACGAAGCGACGGGUCUACCCGUUCCCGGAUGGAACGUGAAGGUUUUGUUGGAAGAUGGCCUGGAAGCGGCUCCGAACCAGCUGGGUAACGUGGCCAUCAGAUUACCGAUGCCACCGGGAUCCCUAUCGACUCUCUUCAGAGCGGACGACGUAUUCGUUGUCAAGUACUUCGAAAAAUACCCGGGCUACUACGACACUAUGGACACCGGCAUGUUACAUAAGAACGGCUACGUCAGCAUCUUUUCGAGGAGUGAUGACGUCAUCAACGUCGCCGGCCAUCGACUGUCGACGUCACAGAUUGAGGAGGCCAUCAUGAAGCACGACGGCGUAGCAGAGUGCGCGGUCGUCGGCGUUCCGGACCCGAUCAAAGGAGAGGUUCCGCUCGCCCUCUUCGUUCUCAAAGACGACAAAUCGGAGUCACUGGAGAAGGUCCGCAAGGAAGUGAUCGAGAAGGUGCGGAACGAUGUCGGGCCCGUGGCAGCCUUCAGCCUCUGCACCCGAGUGCCCGCACUUCCCAAGACUCGCUCGGGCAAGAUACCCAGGAAGACCAUCUCGGACCUGGCCCGAGGGAAAGCCGUCAAGAUUCCAGUCACAAUUGAGGAUCCUCUGGUGUACAAGGCGAUAAAGGCGGCACUCUGCGAACUCGGAUAUGCAAAGGACGCACCCGAUCCAAAAUGAGCAAG